AUGAAGGCCAAGCAUCGCCACAUCUCAGAACACCGCAACAUUCGUCAACUCUGGGGCUGCCUCGUCAACGCCGCGGGGGAGCUCCAGAUGCCCAGAACCUCGUCAUUUUGGGCGAGCUGCGACGACGUUUUGCGGCCGAAGCACAGCACGAAGAUCAAGCUUCCGCAGUAA
Molecule: messenger RNA, 171 nt
Organism: Aphanomyces astaci
Lineage: Eukaryota; Oomycota; Saprolegniomycetes; Saprolegniales; Verrucalvaceae
Exons: 2
Coding region: 1-171 (56 amino acids)
Source: RefSeq, a predicted model, not a curated record